Euleptes europaea (tarantolino) is the source of this 2070-nucleotide messenger RNA. Its product is annotated as zinc finger protein ZFP2-like. Bases 1 to 2070 code for a protein of 689 amino acids. The record is from RefSeq and is a predicted model, not a curated record. Gene Ontology annotation, biological process: regulation of transcription by RNA polymerase II. NCBI's taxonomy places the organism in Eukaryota, Metazoa, Chordata, Lepidosauria, Squamata, Sphaerodactylidae. Gene Ontology annotation, molecular function: RNA polymerase II cis-regulatory region sequence-specific DNA binding; DNA-binding transcription factor activity, RNA polymerase II-specific. The transcript is spliced from 3 exons.
AUGCAGUCCGCAAGCAGUGGGGGAUCCUUCCGAUCAGCACCUUCACAUCAGGUGAAAGAGGAGCCACAGGAGGGUUUGGCUGAAUACUGGGAAGCUCGAUGGCAGGAGUUCCUCAGGACGGUGGAGUCCCCUCGCUCAAGAUGGGGAAUCUCACAGGUGCAAGAGAAACCCUCUCCGUGGGAAGACACAAAGAGAUUUCUGGCCUCCUUUGAGCAAGUAGCCGAAGCCUGCCAGUGGCCUAGAGAACAAUGGGUGACCAGACUCUUGCCAGCCCUCAGUGGGGGACCCAAGCAAGCCUUUAUCAGUCUGGAUGCCACAGACAGAGAGGACUAUGGGAAGGUGAAGGUGGCCAUCUUGCGAGGAGACGUCAUCAGCAGGGAGAAACAGCGCCAACACUUCAGGGGUUUCCAUUACCAAGAAGCCGAGGGUCCAAGAGGGGCUUACAGCCAACUCCAGGAACUUUGCCAUCAGUGGCUGAAAGUGGAGAGGCACUCAAAGGAGCAGAUUCUGGAGCUGCUGAUCCUGGAGCAGUUCUUGACCAUCCUGCCUCUGGAGAUCCAGAGCUGGGUGAGGGAUAGGGGUCCAGACACCUGCUCUCAGGCAGUGUUUCUGGCUGAGGAUUUCCUGCUGAAACAGCAAGGGAUCCAGAGAUGGGGAGAGCAGGUGGCAUUUCAGGAGGCGACAGCACAGACCUCUGAGGCAGGCCAGGCUCCAUCUGACAUCAGGCAGAAGCAGCUGGGCAGAGAGACCAAGUGGGAAGAUGACAGGGAUGCCAGCCUGUUGGGCUGUAGAGGGGAGGGUGAAAAUGAGGAAGUGCCAUAUGAAGUACCGGCAGAACAAGCCAAAUGUGAAGAGCUGAAAGAGAACUUCUGGGAUCAAGGUGGACCAACAAGUGAGGAAGACAACCACAUGGAGAAGAGGACAGAAAAAUCCACUCCUUGUCACAUUGGUGACUUCCAUGAAAUCCCAGUCCAGCAAACAGAACAGACAGAGCACUGCCUCGAUGCUCAGUGGAGAAUCCAGAUGGACCUUACAGAAUGUGGGAUGCUGAACACAGGAGAGAAACCAUAUCAGUGCACAGAAUGUGGAAAGAGUUUCAAUCGCAGUGCAACCCUUAAAUCCCAUCAGCGACUCCACACUGGGGACAAACCUUUUGAAUGCUUGGAGUGUGGCAAGAGUUUGUGUGAUAAGUCAAGCCUUAUUCAACAUCAACGAAUCCACACAGGGGAAAAACCAUAUAAAUGUUUGGAAUGUGGAAAGAGCUUUAUUCAGAGCUCAAAGUUAACUAGACAUCGGAGAAUGCACACAGGGGAGAAAGUGCAUAGCUGUUCAUAUUGUGGCAAGAAUUUCAGUGAUAAAUCAAGCCUUAUUCAACAUCAGCGUAUCCACACUGGGGAAAAACCAUAUAAGUGCUUGGAGUGUGGGAAAAACUUCAAUCAGAGGGCAAACUUUACUAGACAUCAAAGAAUGCACACGGGGGAUAAAGCAUACAGCUGCCCAGACUGUGGGAAGACCUUGUGUGAUAAAUCAAGCCUUCUUCAACAUCAAAGAAUCCACACAGGUGAAAAACCAUUUAAAUGCUCAGAAUGCGGAAAGAGCUUCAACAAGAGCACCAAUUUUGUCAGACAUAGGAGAAUCCACACAGGGGAGAAGCCUUAUAGCUGCUCAUACUGCGUCAAGAGUUUCUACGAUAAAGCAAGUCUUAUUCAGCAUCAGAGAGUCCAUACAGGAGAGAAACCAUUUAAAUGUUUGGAAUGUGGAAAGAGGUUCAGUCAUAGGGGAAGCCUUCGUGGACAUCAAAGACUCCACACAGGGGAGAGACCUUACACAUGCUCAGACUGUAGCAAGAGCUUCUUUGCUCUAUCAAGCCUUCUAAAACAUAAGGUAACUCACACAGGGGAGAAGCCAUAUAAAUGCACAGAGUGUGGAAAGAAUUUUGGUCAGAGUGCACUCCUCAGUUCUGCUCAAAGUUUUCAUGCAGAGAAUGACCAGUAUAAAUGCUCAGGCUGUAGCAAGACUUUUUGUGAUCAAUCAAAUCUUGUGAGAAUGACCAUAGAAGAAACAGUGUAA